Phoenix dactylifera (date palm) is the source of this 2739-nucleotide messenger RNA. The record is from RefSeq and is a predicted model, not a curated record. Lineage: Eukaryota; Viridiplantae; Streptophyta; Magnoliopsida; Arecales; Arecaceae.
UUUUUUUAAUUUUUUUUUAAAUCAAAUGGAAAGAAUAACAAGUAAUAUGUGGAUGGAUGCGGAGAGUGCGAAUCAAACGUGCCAGAGCCAACUUAAUUCUUGUUGUCAUCCGAACCGCAGAGGAGACGGUCGAGGUUUCUCCCGUAUUAUUUUAUUCUCAUACACGAUAAUUGGAUUAUAUAUAUCCGGCUUUCUUUAUUUUAUAUUUUGUAUAUGCGGCCGAGCAGAAUCCAUAAAUACAUAGAUAUGAUUUCUGCUGCCGCUGCUUCCUCGCAUCCCAAUCGUCGGGCGGCACGGAGCGUGGUUCCGUUUCCGACAUGAUCUCUCUCCCAUCUGAGAGCUUUUUUGCCACAGGCUCCGUCCUAGGUUUUGGAUUUCGGAAGAUGGAAACUAAGGCCUGAAGGAAAGAGCGGAGGGGGAGAAAUAAAAAUUACAGGAGGAAUAGAGGAAUAGAGAGAGAGAGGAACGGAGGGGGUGAGAAGUGGGAGAAGAGGAGCCAGACAGAGUUACGAGAGAGGGUGCCACCCUUUUUAGGAAGAAGAGUUACUGAGAGGAAAAGGGAGGGAAGAGAUCUAGCUUUGUUUCUGCUUGGGCUUCUCGGUGGAGGAACAGAUUACGAAGGCCUCUGCAAGAAACGUUUUUUUAGAAGGCGUAGGAGGCUAAAAGAAGGAUCUUCGCAACAAGAAUAGCAGGAGGAGAAAGAGGAUGUGGGACCUCAACGACUCGCCGGAUCCGAUGAGGAGGGACGCGGCCUUCCCCUCCGACAAGGAGGACGAGGCGGAGACCUCCUCCCCGAAGAACGCCGCCACCGACGACAAGGGGAAGGGGCCGGAGUCCCCCUCCACUGCCGACAACGACGACUCCAGCUCCUCCGCCCUCGUCGCCGAGGCCUCCGACGAGGCCGAUGGGGACGGAUGCCGGAGGAUAUUCGGGUUCUCGGUCGGCGGCGACGGCCGCUGCUCCGGCGAGGGCGAACCCGCCAUCGUGACCCACCAGUUCUUCCCGGCGGAGGAAGCGGGCGGGAGGGGGAGCGGCCGGGCGGAGGGUCCGCUGCUGCGGGCUCAUUGGGUUGGGGUCAAGUUCUGCCAGUCGUCGGAGACGGCCGCCGCCGGGAAGGCUAUGGGCGCGUCGCGGCCGAUGAAGAAGAGCCGGAGGGGACCCAGGUCCAGGAGCUCGCAGUACCGAGGGGUCACAUUCUACCGGAGGACCGGCCGCUGGGAAUCCCACAUCUGGGACUGUGGAAAGCAAGUCUAUUUAGGUGGAUUCGACACUGCCCAUGCUGCGGCUCGAGCAUACGACCGAGCGGCCAUCAAGUUCCGCGGGGUAGACGCUGAUAUAAAUUUCAAUCUGGAGGACUAUGAGGAGGACAUGAAACAGGCGAGCAAUCUCACAAAGGAGGAAUUUGUUCAUAUACUUCGUCGCCAGAGCACUGGAUACCCCAGAGGGAGCUCAAAAUACAGAGGCGUCACCCUGCACAAGUGUGGAAGAUGGGAGGCCAGAAUGGGUCAGUUCCUGGGGAAAAAGUACGUGUAUUUGGGCCUCUUCGACACCGAAGAGGAGGCUGCAAGGGCUUAUGAUAAAGCCGCAAUCAAGUGUAAUGGAAAGGAUGCGGCGACCAACUUUGAUCCGAGCCUCUAUGCCGAUGAGCUCGGUGCUGCAGGUUGGUUCUUGCUAUGCGCUUGCUGCAUAUUUAAUGGCCAUAAUCGCAUCGCUCGUCGGCUUGCUCUGUCUCCGUCCCGGAAGCAUGUUUAUGAAUUUGUGGAUGCUGCAGCCGGCCGCGGCGACCAUGAUCUGGAUCUGAGCCUGGGGAAUUCGAGCUCGAAAAGGAGUGGCGGCCUCGAGCUGAUGGCUGAUGAUAGCCAGGGGGGGGCGGAUCAGCGUGUUCCUGUGGCCUUCGAGCCGGGCUGGAGGGCUAGCAUGCCAAGCACCAGGCCUGAGCCUGAUGGCAAGUUUAAGCGAGCAGAAGCAGCAGCCACCAGGAUCAAUUUCCCUCUCGAUAAUGCCUACAAGCAGUUCCCAGGUCUACCCUGCGAGAUGUACAAAUACUCUCAAGCAAGGAGGAAUGGAGAUGCUGUGCCCGCCACUUUCCGGAUCAUUCCUCAGCAGUUCAAUUCUGCUGUUUCUGGACAGCAACAGCAACCGCAACAGCAACGGCAGCUUCGGAGCGAGGACUGGAGGAGGGGGUCUUUAUUUGGCUAUAUGUGGCGAGCAGCAGCAGCAGCAGCAGAGACAGUCGAAUUGGAGUAAUCGCGGUAGUAUUUGUUCGCCGCCACAGCUGCAGCAUCAUCAGGAUUCUCACCACAGAUGGUAAAACAGGUUCCACUCCCAGACGAAACCCACCGGAGACAUAAUAUUCUCCAUCACCGCCGACCGGCUGAUCCAUUUAAAUCCCCCUUCUCUGCCGCUAAAAUGGCCUUCCCGUUGUUUGUGCUUUCAGUCACCUACUACCCCAAAUGAAACCUUUGUCUAUGCCACUUGUAAACGGGACAUCUCCCAUCAUUGCUCUAUGAGAGAGAGAAAGAGAGCUGGGUAGAGGUGAGAAUUGAAGAAUUGGUACUUUUUGGAUGGUUAGCUUGCUCGAAUUUUCUUUUUUUUUUUUUUGCACUUUCUGUUUACCAAUAUCAGUGAGCAGUGAUACUCGGUCUUGUCACCCGAGCUUAAUAAGUUCGAUCUCGUGUUGUAUCAUUUAUGACUCAGCAGGGUGUGAGGAGAAUAUGACAAAGUGGGAUUUGGUUCCUA